This is a messenger RNA of Larimichthys crocea (large yellow croaker), 2412 nucleotides long. RefSeq names its product UEV and lactate/malate dehyrogenase domains (gene uevld). Lineage: Eukaryota; Metazoa; Chordata; Actinopteri; Sciaenidae. The transcript is spliced from 12 exons. The coding region runs from base 254 to 1660 and encodes 468 amino acids. Gene Ontology annotation, biological process: protein modification process; lactate metabolic process; protein transport. Gene Ontology annotation, molecular function: L-lactate dehydrogenase (NAD+) activity. The record is from RefSeq and is a predicted model, not a curated record.
CACUGCGUGGGAUAUUGUUUAAUUUCGUUUUUUUAGAUUUUUUAUUGAAAGAAAUAUGUUGACGAGCUGCGCGUGCCUUUUCUUCCCUCUCGGCCUGCCGUACGUGACGUAAGCAGUGGGCGGGGCCUGUGGUUUCUCUGAGCUACUUGUGAAAGUUUGCGGAAGUUUGUUUUUCCAGCUGAAGUUGAAGUCACGAGUCAAGACUCUCAAAUCAGACACAAGCGUCUUUUUUGGGGGGUUUGUAAUUCAAUAGAUGGACCUGAAGUCAGAGAAAAUACAGCGUGUCCUCUCAAAGUACAAAUUCCAUGAUGUUGCUAUUGAGGAGCUGGAGAAAAUCAAUCGAGUCUACCCUGGUAUGGUAGCAUCCACUGGGACAUACACAUUUACUGACAGCACCCAAAAAGAUCUCCUGAAAUUAAUUGGGAACCUCCCCGUUAAGUAUGAAGGCCGGUCCUACAACUUCCCCAUUCAGCUGUGGCUGCUGGACUCAUUCCCCUUCACUCCACCCAUAUGCCUCCUGAGACCCACCCCUAACAUGGUGAUCAGAGAGGGCAAGCAUGUUGACGCUCGAGGACGGCUCUUCCUGCCGGGGCUGCACAACUGGGAUUAUCCCAAAUCAUCUGUAGCAGGUCUUUUGAAUGAGAUGACUGCCAAAUUUGAAGAGGAGCCUCCACUGUCUACAAGAGCUGCAGGAGACAAAGACCCCCACGACCUUCUUGCUUUUGUCUCUAAUCUCCAGAUCAAUGAUGGUGUAAUCAGACAUCACGAUCAACCAGCCAAAGUUUCAGUUAUCGGAGGAGGAGAUUUAGGAAUGGCAUCAGUGAUGAGCAUUUUAUCAAAGUGUAAAGUGGAUAAACUUGUUUUUAUUGACGUCGCUGGCUGUUCCACCAAAGGCGGCAGUACAGACCUCGAUAUUUUCAGCCUGCCCAAGGUUGAAGUAUCCAGAGAUUUAUCAGCCUCUGCGGGUUCCAAAGUCGUGGUGGUGACUGCAAACGCAUGGAGCAGUGAGCAGUCGUACGUAAGCGUGGUUCAAACGAACGUGGACUUGUACAGAGGAAUCAUCCCAAAUCUGGCACGUCUCAGUCCUAAUGCAAUAAUGCUCAUCGCUUCUCAGCCAGUGGACAUCAUGACACACGUUGCCUGGAGGCAGAGUGGCCUGCCGCCGACACGGGUGAUCGGAGCGGGGUGUAACCUGGACUCAGAGCGACUUAGUCACGCUCUGGAUAUUAACCUGAACACUCACAAACCAGCCUGGAUCAUAGGAGAGUUCUCAGACAACAAAAUUGCUGUGAUGAGUAACACUGGGCUGAGCUCCAGCACGCAGCCACAGAUCGUAUCAGGAUCCGGCUCUACCAAACCAUUGUUAGACAGAGGGUUUGAGAUCAUUAAGAAUCAAGGCCAGCGGUCGUGGUCCGUGGGUCUGUCCAUUGCUGACAUAACAAACAGUGUCCUGACGGAUAAAAUGAAGCCCCACUCUGUCUCCACGCUGGCUCAGGGAUGGGGUGGCAUAGGUGCAGAGGUGUUCCUCAGCCUGCCGUGCAUCAUGGGAGCGAAAGGUUCCACGCGCUUGGCUGGGCUGUCUCUUGGACAGGAAGAAGACUCCAAACUGAGGGACAGUGUCACCUCCCUUUCUAACCUCAUGAGUCAGCUCAGGAUGUGAAGGAUACUCCUAGUUUUGGCUUAAAUUACCACUCUGGGAACAGCAGCUGCUUAUGGCAGGGCAGUUUUCCAGUCAACACUCCCACAGCAGAUGGACUGUGCACAAGUUGAAGGCAAUUUCAGUGAAUUAUGGAAAAAAAAAUGCUGUGCUAAAUAUAUGUAAUAUAAUCAUAAGACUUGUUUCUAUAUACUGUGUACUAAAUCUGAGAGAUAUCCAUGUACAGAUUGCAUUUUUGAACUGAAAAGUUAUUCUUUGUCUCAUACAAAAUUUGAAAUUUGGAACAAGUUACCUGAAUGCACUGUUAUAUUUUUUGGAAACCAUGAAAUUCUUUGCAAAAACAUCUGAAGAGCAAUGAUGCUUGUAGAUUUGAAGAACAAUAUUUUUUGUUAGGAACAACUCAAGAUGAAUUUAGCUUAGACUAUUUUUUAAUAUAUUUUUUUCUACCAAAAAAGUAACAAAGUAAUGACAAAUAAUUAUUUUUUGUACUAACCCAGCCUUUAAUUCCUUUGGAGACAAUCAGGGUGUUGGCAGAUGAAGUAUGAGGCAUGUAUAUUAUAUAUAAUACAGGCUGCUGGUGUCGAAUUGUAUAUUUUAAUGGAUUAAUUUCAAAGGGUUUCGAGUGUCUUUAUGUCUUAUAUUUAAAUAGCCUUUGCUCUUUACUUUGUGUGAAGACCUUUGCACAGUUCGAACCUAAGAUAUGUACAGUGAGACUACACAAUUUUGUGGGUGUGCAAUAAAUACCUGAAACCAUA